AUGGAGUUCUUUCCUUCACAACCAGACUUAUCUCUUCGAAUCAGCCCACCCAACACCCAACCCACUUCAAUAAGUUGGAGAACAUCAAAUCCAACUGAUCAAGAUCAUGAUUUUGAUUUAGGUCAUUUCUGGACGAGAGCUUUAAACUCCCAAACCCACCUCCAUGACUCAACAACAAGAUCUCAAUCCUCUUUCGACCUCUACGAACCAUAUCCAACCCAUUCUAAUGAAUCCGGCCUCAACCAGAACACAAUCACAACAAAUCUUUAUCACCAUCACCAGGGACUAAGCUUACAGGAAGGGUUAUUGAAACCCAUAAAAGGAAUUCCUAUUUUUUACCAAACUACCCAACCCAAUUUACAGAUACCAGCUCAAUAUCAUCAUCAUCACCAAAAUAACCAGCCUUCAUUAGAUUCUUGCACUGUUGCUACUUCUAGUAGCUCUUCUUCUUUAACUCAUGGCAGUAAUUUUAAUGAUAUUCCGCGAACAAGAUUAUUGUCUUCGAGGUUUCCCGCAAAGCGUAGCAUGAGAGCUCCGAGGAUGCGAUGGACGACGACCCUCCAUGCUCGCUUUGUCCAUGCUGUUGAGCUCUUGGGUGGACAUGAAAGAGCAACGCCUAAGUCAGUUCUUGAGCUAAUGGAUGUAAAGGACCUGACGUUAGCCCAUGUCAAAUCUCACUUACAGAUGUAUAGAACUGUAAAGACUACUGAUAAAGCAUUGGUUUCAUCAGCACAAUCAGAAGUCUUUGGGAAUGGAAAAUCAGGAGACAAUUCUGGUGAUAUAAUGCUUGGCAUUCAGACUCACGGAAUGGAGUUAUUAGCCAAAAAUGGAGGAAUGUCUAGUGUUCAUCAAGAUAAAGAUUUUUGUUUUGGUCGUUGGUGCAAUUCAUCAAGUGGGGAAGUUUUGAUGCAAGUUAAACAUGGAGAUCUUGAAUCGAGCAUAUUAUCCCUUGAGAAGGAAAUAAAUUCAAAAGGCAUGAAGAAUGAGAGGUCAUCUGAAGUAAGCUCAUCAAGCCAUUCACAGACCAGCCUUAAGAAGCCUAGCCUAGAGUUCACUUUAGGAAGAUCUCAGUGA
Molecule: messenger RNA, 1074 nt
Organism: Lactuca saligna
Lineage: Eukaryota; Viridiplantae; Streptophyta; Magnoliopsida; Asterales; Asteraceae
Source: the annotation of a GenBank genome assembly